AUGAAUGCACGAAAAAGUUUAGUGUGCUAUAAUAAAUUGGAAAAGGAAAAUUAUAAAAAAAAUUAUAUAUACAAUAUAUUACUAAAAGAUGGAAUUAAUUAUAUUGAGAAUGAACAUAAUGAAAGCAUAAAAAAUGAUAAUUAUGUAAGAACUUUAUUUUUUGAAUAUGACAAAAAUCACAAUGAAAAAGUCAUACAUAAAAAUGAAUAUGCAACCCCAAUUAAGUUAAAAUUAAUUGAUAAAAUUAAAAAGAAAAAUGAUAACCAAAAAAAAGAAUCAGAAAAAGCGAGGCCAUUAAAAAGUAAUUACAAUCAGAAUUUGAUUAAUUAUACAAGUUUUGUACAUAAAGACAAGUCCUCAUUUGUUCGUACAAAACAAUUGAAAAAAAAUAAUUCAUUUUUAAAUAAACGGAAUAAUUAUUUAAUAUUUUUUAUGGGGCAUAAAAAAAAAAGGAAGAAAAGAAAAAGCAAACAAAAUGAAAAGUUUGUCAAAUACCGUAUUUUGAAUAAGUCUAUAGAAAAACAGAAAAAAUCUAAAAAGGGAAUACAAAAUAGAGAUACUAUUCCCCUUAUAUGUGGUAAAAAAAAUGUUGAAGUAGAUAUAUUACUUAGCAAAAAUUCAAGUAAAAAAUUUGUGUGUGAAAAUCGAAUUGCUAGACCAUAUGAAAAUAAUGAUUCAUCAAGUCAGUUCAAGUCUGAAUCGAGUCAAAUUUUAAAAAAAGAAAGAAACCGUUCAAAAAAUAAUGACUACUUUAUGUUUCAAAAUAUCAACGACUUUUUAUGCAAACCCAAUACUGCUACUAAUAAUGAUGUAACUAAUUUCGAGAAAAAUAAGAAUGACAAUUGUAGAAACGAAAAAAAAAAAAUAAAAAAUAUAUUUACUACACCUACUGGGGGAAAUGAUAAAAUACAGUUUAGUAGUCAUUUGAAAGAGGAAUAUGUAGAGCCAUCAAAAAAUAAACAAAACAAUUUUUCACUUGAAAAGGAGGAUAGCCACAAUUUGAAAAAAUUAGGAAAGGAAAAUAAUAAAAGUAAAACUUUAUUUAAUUAUGAAGAGCAUAAUAUUAAAAGAAAUAGUAAACAUUUAGAAACACAAUUUAGUAUGUCCUCAGGACAGAACAAUUCUAAUUUUAAUGCUAAUGACGUGGAAAAAAAACGAAAAAAAAGUGAAGGUUUGAAAAAAAGCAAAAAAGAAAUUGAAAAUACCACAUUGAAUGAUGAUAUCCCUUUGAUCAAUGAAAAGGGUAUUACUAAAUUAGACAAAAAAAAUAAUAAAAAAAAAUGCAAUUUUAAAACUCAGAAUGAGAUUAAUAAAAUUGGAAAUAAUAAAAAUUAUGGAAUACAUAAUAAUGUGCGAGGAUUUGAAGAAACAUUAAAAUUUAUGAAAUAUAGAGAAUUGCUAAGAAAAUAUAUGGGAACAUUUUAUAAUUAUAGUUCCCUUAAAUGUGCUAGCUAUAUUAUUUUAUAUGCUGUUAUAACAAAGAUAAUAAUUCAAGUAUCAAAAAAUUUAACAACAGGAUAUAUUUUUAAUGAGCCAGGAAUAGAUGGAUAUGAUGAUACUUAUAGUAAUGGUGGUAAUAUUUUAGGGAAGAAUGAUAUAUUUUUUCUUUUAAAUAUAUAUGAUUUAAAUAGUGUUAUACAAUCUAUUUGUUAUGGAAUUUUAUUAAUAUGUAUAGUUUUACUUAUAAAAUUAGGUAUCCCUUCUAAUUAUUUAUUAGCAGGAAGAUUAACUAUUUUAUUUAUGUUUUUAUUUCUUAUUCAAAUUCCAAUUAUAAUUUAUUCUAAUUUUUUAUUUUUAAAAAAAAAAGAAAAUGAUUUAUUAGAUUCUUCUCCAAAGUUAUAUGAUAAAAAAAAUUAUUUUAAUUUACAACUACAAAAAAUUUAUAAUACUUUUUAUGUAGACAUAAUUAAUUUGUUACUCUAUACUAUACUUAUAUCAGUUGUUUCUUUAUAUGCUACUUACAAUAAAUUAAUAUAUCCACAUCUACUUAAAUUAUAUUUAGAUACGUUUUUUUUAAAUUCCUACUCAAUCAUAAAAAAGGAAAUAAUACAUUUUAGAGUCCCUAACAAUAUAGAUGCAUAUUACCUUAACAAAAUGAAUAGCUAUUUAUUUAAUACAUUAUAUAAAAAACAAGACACAAUUAAAAAUGAAGAUAUUGAAAGUAAUACUAAAAGUGCAAUUGGAUAUAAUGUUGUUAUUAAAAAAGAAAAAUGUUCUUUUUUUUUUACAAAUUUUUUAAAAAAAAAAAAACAAACAUAUAAAAAAAAUAAAAAACGAACAAAUAUAAAAGGUAUUGAUAUGAAUUUCCAUAUCAUUUUUUAUAUCGGAGAGUUAGACAGAAAAGGAAGACCUCAUGGAUUUGGUUAUUGGAGGGGAAUACAUUCAGAAGGUGAAGUUUUGAUUGGCUAUUGGUAUCAUGGAAUUCCUGUUGGACCAUUUAAAUGCCGUGAUUUGAAAACGGGUUCUGGUUUUAUGUGCAUUAAGAUUGGAUAUGGACGUACGAGUUGUGACCCCAAUGAUUUGGCAAUAGGUCUUGCAGAUACAGAGUGCUGUGUUAGUGGAGCAUUUUAUCGAACAUUCCCACGAGUCGUAUUUUACAACUUAAAUCUGACUUUACAAAAUAAUAAAAAAAAAACAAUUAGAAAAAAAAAGUUAGAUAAAAAACCUAAUUAUUAUAAACAUGGAGUUGUAGAAAAAAGAGAAUGUUGUGAAUAUUUAAUUGUCGAAAAAGCUAGUAAUGAUAUUUUACGAAUAAAUUAUUCUAAAAUAGCUAAUAAUGCUUAUAGUGAUGAAAAUCCUGAAUGUUCAGAUGUAGAUUUAGCAAAUGAUUUUAAUUCAAAGUAUCAAAAAAAUAGUCAUACAAAAGUUACUGAUACUGAAUUACGUACAUCUUCAAUGAUUGAUAGUGAGAUUUAUUUAAAAGGGAAAUGUAUUGAUUAUGAUGAUUUAUAUAAUUUAAGUUAUGACAUUAAUGAAUUAACAUUCGAUGAACCAACUUUAAAUGAACCCGAAUAUAAUGUUCAUCAUAAUGUAGAAUCUAUCGAAUCUGAUUCAGGUAAGAUGGAAAACAUACUUAAUGAACAACUAGAUGUAGAUAGAAAAUUAGAACCCACUCAAGUUUUAAACACAAUUGAAAAAGAUUCCCCUUAUUAUAGAAAUGGAUGUGAACUAGACAAAAUAUUUAUAGUACGAAAUAAUUUGGAACCACAUAUAGAAGAUGAUUUGGAUUAUGAAAAUUUUGAUGGACUUCGAUCUUGCAAAUAUAAUGACAAUAGUUUAGAAAAUUCAAAGAAUGAUAAUCCAAAAAAAGAAAAUGAAAUAAUAUUUGAAAGUGGUUGUAUAAAAAAUGUGAACACAAUGAAAAGUACUACCACUUUGGACAAACGAAAAAAUGAAAAAUAUAUGAAAAAAGAUAGCAUCAAUUUAAAAAAUAAAAAAAAUAAAAUAAUAAGGAAUGAUAUAAAACAUGGGGCAAUUCGUAUACCAGUAGAAAGUACAAACAUGUCUGUAGAGACAAAAAAGAAAAAAAGAAAUACAAAAGAUAAGUCUAACUUAGAAAAGAAAGCAAAUAGUUUACAAACAAUUUCAGAGAAACAAACUGAUAAAGUAGCCAUAAAAAAAGUUAAAAAAUUAAAAUCAAAUGAUCCAAUUUUAAGUAGAAUUUCAAAUGAUAAGAUUGGGGUAAAAGAAAAAAAAAGAGGAAGUAAUGGUGGAGUAAAAUUUGGAAAAAGUAAAGAAGUUGAAAAUAAAGAUACAAAUAGUCGAGAUGAAAAAAAAAUAAAUUUUAAAACAUCUAGAGAAUUUAUUAAAAAAACAUCAAGUAAACAAAUAAAAAGAAAAGUAAAAAAAAGAAUAGGAUAUAGUAUGAAAAGGACAAUAUUUCGUCUAAAAAAUUUUAAGUUUAUAAAAAGUUAUAACAAUAGUAAUAUUAGUGAUAAUAAUCCAAUAAAAAAUGAUAUGAAAAAAAAUAAAAAAUUAUGGAUAAUGGGACAUAAGAAAUUAUUUAUUCCAAAAACAUUUUCAGGAACAUUACCAAAAUUACGAAUUAAAAAAAAAAAAUAUAAAAGUUUAUUAUUUUCUGAAUAUAUAACAAAUGUAUAUAAAACAAAAUGUAUGAAUAUUAUACUUCAAAACUUAUGUCCACAUAUGCCAAAUUUUGGUAUUACAUAUAAUACAGAUUUACAUAUAUCUAUAGAUGCAGAAAGAGGAUUAUAUAUCACUGGUUAUAUAAAUAAAAAAAAAAGUACUUACCCAAUGAUAAGAGAUAAAAAAAGAAAAACAGAUGAUUUAGAAGACAAUGAAGUUAAAAUUAAAAUUAUUAAAAAAACAAAAAAUGAAAAUAUAUUAAAUAAUAAAAAAAGUUUUAAUAAAAAAUUAUAUUCAUGGAUCGAUAAUAUUAAAGAAUUAAGUUUAGAAGGAUGGGUUAGAUGUGAAUUGGCGGGUUCUUUAGAAGCUGUUAUUUUUAUUCAUGGUUAUAAUACUAGCCAUUUAGAAGCAUUACAAAUAUUAGGACAAAUGGCAUCCUUUGGUAAUUUUCCAAAUUAUAUUAAACUCUUUUUAUUUAAUUGGCCUUCUGGUAAAAAUAUGUUAGAAUUUUUUAUAGCACGAGAGAAUUCGAAAAACAAGGAAAUUCACCAUGCCUUUAAAUCCUUUUUAGACACCCUUCGAAAUAAUGGAAUAAAACAAAUUCAUAUAAUUACUCAUAGUAUGGGGACUAGAAUGUUUUUACUAUCAUUUCAUGAUAUUGUAAAGGGUGAACUGUUUUCAACUAUUGAUGAAGAAGAUAAUGUAGAAAAUAAUAAAAACAAAAUGAAACUAAUUACAUUAACAAUGAUGAAUCCUGAAUAUUCUUUAAAUGAUUUUGUAAAUAAAGAAUAUAUAUUUCUUCGAUCUUAUUGUACAGUUAUAUCUAUUUAUUGUGAUUCAAAUGAUAAGGCACUUAAAUGGGCUGAAAUAUUUAGCGGAACAAAAUCUUUAGGUAAAAAUGUAUUUGAUUUAAAUGUCUCUAAAAAUAAUUUUUCAAAAUGGUCAAUUAGUAGUUCAGAAAAUAAUGUAUUUGAUAGUAAUAAAUUAGAUUGUUAUUCUAUACAAAUAGAUAAUAAAAAAAAUAAGAAGAGUAUUAAAAAUGAUAAUAUAAAUUAUAAAUAUUCUCCAUCCGAUUUUGAUUGGGAAAAUUGUGAAAUGGCUAGCGAACAACAAAAAAAUACUAUUACAACAUGUGUUAGAAAUUCUAUGAACAAAUUUCUAAAUCUUAUUCGAUUUUGUUAUAUAAAACAAAAAAAAGUUGAAAUAAAAAAAGAUGUAUAUAGUAGUAAUAUAAGUGUUGAUAAUGAAUAUGGAGAUCAUGGUGCUAAAUAUAAUACUGAUUAUAAAAGUUCUUUUGAAGGAAAACAAAAUAAUAUACCUUUAAAAACUAAUUUACAUCAUCAACCACCUAUGUUUAGAAAUACAUUAUUAGUAUUUACUGGAAUAGAACCCAAUUAUUGUUAUAGAGAUAAUAGAGAUUGGUUAGAUGUAGAUGUAAUAGAUACUACAUGGUUAGGAUCAAAUGUACAUACAUUAAGACACUCUUAUUGGUCAUUAAAUAGAGAAAUAAUCGAAGAUAUUAGAGAAUUAAUUGUUACUAGAAAAAGAGCAAGACAACGAACAUCGAGAUUAGAUAGACGUGAAGGAAAUGUCUGGGUAUAUCGUGUUGCUCCUUCUCAUCUUAAAUCUAUUUUUGAUUCAGACAUAUGA
This is a messenger RNA of Plasmodium vinckei vinckei, 5736 nucleotides long. RefSeq names its product conserved Plasmodium protein, unknown function. The record is from RefSeq and is a predicted model, not a curated record. Lineage: Eukaryota; Apicomplexa; Aconoidasida; Haemosporida; Plasmodiidae. The coding region runs from base 1 to 5736 and encodes 1911 amino acids. The transcript has 3 exons.